Molecule: messenger RNA, 4537 nt
Organism: Rotaria sordida
Lineage: Eukaryota; Metazoa; Rotifera; Eurotatoria; Philodinida; Philodinidae
Source: the annotation of a GenBank genome assembly
AUGACGCAAAGCUUCUCCUCAAAUUGGUUGCCAAACGAAGAUCAGAGUACGACAGUCAUCAAUACUGAUGAGAUUGCUCGAAAAUUAGAAGUAGUCUAUGGUAUCCAAUCAGGCUCGAUCAGUAUCCGAACUAUUGUGACACAUAAUAGUGAAACAAGUGUUGAUUAUCGUCGUCGCCGUCAACUUCAAAGUGAAAAAAAUGAAAUGUGCGUCUUUAUUUUGCAUGAUUUUUUUAAAAUAGUGCAUUUAUUCUCAAUACCUGUCUAACUCUAUUUCAGACCUAGCUGUGAUCAGUUGGAUUCUGAUGGUUCAAUUAUAGACAUGAACAUUUAUAUAGUUUGUCCAGAAAGCUGUGCUACAUAUAAACCUUGCAAAGACGAUUUUGUUGCUGUUAUCCAUGCUCGUAUUGCUGCAUAUAUUUCAAAUAUUUCGCUGGAACUCAAAUUUGACGAUGGAAGCUGCAGUGAAAUUACGUUGAUCAGAUGCAAUAAAACAACUGCUAUGUCAUCAGAUUCUUUAUUAGAGUCACCGCACAGUGAUAAACGAAAAGGUAAGUGUCUUUUUAUUCCAUAAGUUUUUCGAUGCGUUGGUAUGAAUAUUUUCGUCAUUCAGUUUUGAGAAUUUAAAUUAGUAACAAAAGUCAAAAAACUCAAGUGCUCUACUAUUUUGUUCUGGGAUCAUAUUCAAAUCUAUAGUUUGAUCAACUAGUUAAGUCUUAUAUUUAAAGAAUAUUGAAUGCCUCAACUUCUGCGAAUUUCGUAAGUCAAGAAAUUAGAAUGUGCAUAUGUUUUAAUGUAGUAGAAACGUCUUGAUAGUAUAUCGUGUACCAUUUAAAAGUCAUUUAUGAGAUAUUAUGAAAUGUCAUUCUCGACUUGCUAGCACUUCGAUAAACUCUGGCCGCCAUGUGUCAUGAUGAAACUGUUUUUUUUGGUAAACGUCUGUUUUAACAUUGAACUUGAUUAGAAAUAAAAGUGUUUACUAAGUAAAAGACAGUUAUUCGUGAUUUGAGCAGUCGGUUUUUUUUUGAGAAUUUUUCCACCAGUAAAUCCUUUCCAUUAUAAGUUACCAAUUAUAAGCUUAAAAAUGUCUAUGCAAUUCGUAAAUUGAAAAAACUCUUCAUAGCAUUAUAUUUGAGAGUGCGCAUUUAUUCAUUUGCACAUGAAAGAACAUAUAGAGAUUUUACAAAAGGGUGCAAAUUAGUAGAGGAUUAUUUACUCUUCUAAACUAUGGUUUUUGGAUUAGAAAGUAGUUUUAUUCUCACAACUGACAUAUAAUUGUUUGGUGUUAGGUAUUACAGGUGAUAAUUGAUAGAUAGCCUCAGCAAGAAGUUUUGUUCAGAUUUCUAGUCAUAGAGAGCUGUAAAAUGAUAUGUUCAAUGGCAUGUGCAUGUAUAUUUCAUACUCAUUCUACUGUUAUGUGAUAUUAGAAGAAUUUUAUUGUUCAUUUGGUGACAUCUUAGUAGAACUUCUUGCUGAGGCUAUUUACAAAUUAUCGUCUAUAAUACUUAACAACAAGAAAGCAUAUGUGAAUCACAGAAAUAAAACUACUUUUUAAUCGAACAAUCACAGUUUUGUAGAAAAAAUAAUUCACUACAAAUUUGCAGCAUUUUGUGGUAUUCUUAUAUGUUCUUUCAUGUGAAAAUGAAUAAAUGAAAGGUGUCUUGUGAAUGAUUGAGAUAUGGUUGAGUAUCGAGCAGCUGAACUUUCUGGGAUACAACAAGUGUUGUAAGGCUAUAUCUGAUAUAAUGUCUGACGUUCUUCCUUAUGACUUGUUGACAUUUGAAAUUAACUGAACAUUAGAGAAGAAAAUUGACUUUGAUCACAAAUGUGAGAUAUUCUAGAAAACUAGUCUUUUUCGACUUUUUUCAGAAGAGAAGCUAAAAUUAAACGUAGUCAUCUUUUAGAGCACAAUUUGCUCUUUUGACUAUGAUACUAUGAAGAAUUUUUUCCAGUUUAAAAAGAAUGCAUAAUGAAUUGUAAAAAACAAAUAGCUCGAUAAUUUUCGAACUUUGAAAUAAAAUCAUUAUGUGAUUAUUUUGCCAGUAAUAAAUGAAUCGAUGCAUAUUUUGACGUGACAUUUUGUAAACAUAGAGAGAAAAUGAUACUCCGCUUGCUUUACAAAGUAGAGAAAACACGCCAUCUUAUUGCAAUGAGGGUAAAAUCAGUGUUGAUAUAUGGGAGUGGACGGUCACUUUUAGUCGCCUCUCUAUGUAUAUCAUUAUCUGGACCCCAACAUAUUAACUGUUAGAUCAAUUUCGAAAAUUUCUAUCCAAAUGAUUAGCUCUUAAAACUGUUUAAGGUUGACUGUAUUUAAAAAUUAAAUUGAAAUACCUUCGUUUUUUCGCAUUGAGUACAUAUGACAUUAGCAUUAAUUUUUUUAUCAAAGACCGACAAAAUUAAUUCGAAAGAGACUUUUAGUGCUCUAGAAGUCUCAUAAGCGGAUCGAUUUAGUCGAAAAUCAGUUUGAGGCAGUAUGUGCAUAGGGAUAUACACAUUUCGGUGAAUACCAGUUUUUCGAAGAGGAAGCUUUUCUAUUGCGUAAAAUUUUAUGGAAAAAAAAAGCGAUUUUCUAAAGAACUGAACAAAACUGCAAGAAAAACUUUGGUAUCGCUUGACAUCAUAUAGAAAGACGAUUCGAAUGACAAAUAAAAGAAGAUUUGAAAAAUGCUGGAAAACAAAGAGAUAUCUUUAAAAGGUACAGUAGUGAUAUCUGUUUAUGAACCAUAAGAUCUGAAACAAAAUGGGUUUAAAAAAAUGCAAUAGACUCCGAUAGGAUUUCUAUACUUAGUUCUCUACGCUGAUUGCGAAAAAAUGGCUUGGAACUUAGAAAAAAAAUGAAUGAUAUUGAGCGACACCAAGCAAAAUUUUCCAAAAUGCACGAUGCUCUUAGUAAUUCGAUUUUGUAAUACAAAACGAGUUUUGAAAAUUAGCUUUUUUUCUAACCUAAUUUUGUACACACUAUCUAAUAGUAGAAGAAUUGAUAGAAAAUUUUCGCUAAAGUUUGGAAUUUGGCCAACCUAAUUGUUUUAAUAGUAGUAUGAUUGAGCUCUCAAAUAUGUGGAUGUCAUGAACUGUCAUGGCGAACAAAUUAUGAUGAAACUAGCCGGGACGAUAGGAAAAAAUCAUGGCAUAAUGCUGGCACAGAUGAAAUUGUUUAGGACACUGAUAGAUGUCUAUGAAUAACAAAAUACCUCAGAGUGAUUGAAAUCCAAGAGUCUAAUAGAAUCUGCAAUGGAGCGCGACACAAACAUACACCAAUAAUCACACGGGGGGGGGGGGGGGGGGGGGGGGGGGGGGAAGGGGAAAGGAAGGGCAGACGGAACCUUGAUGUAGUCUCGAAUAGAUCCCAAUAUAUCUUGCUAGACAUUCGGUCCAUACUUUAGAAGCUUGAUGUGACAUUUGAAUUAUUUGUAAUUCAUUUACAUCAUGAAUUACGUAGUUUAGCCAAAGCCAGACAGGACAGUAGCAGAAUAUUUAUUGACUUCUUUCUGAGCAUAUCGAAAGAAAUCUGUGUAUGUUCUAUUCAAUUUUCGACUCUUACCUUGUCCAGUAUCAAAUGAUAGUUCGAUAGAUGUCUUAUUGUAUUGAUUCGUAACCAGCUUUCCCUUGAAAAUCUAACAGUGGGACCAACAGAAUGAAAGUCAACUAUCAUAUUUUCUUAUUUUAAGGCAUAUGUUCAAGACGGGCUCGACAUGAAACACUGCCCAUACCAGUUUCUAUGACAAAUAAUGGAUUCCCUCUCUCAGAAAAACUCUAGCGAUUAAAUCGAUCGACAGGAUUUCUUUAUCAUAUAAGUAAAUAAAAUCAUUUCAAUUUCUCUACAGCGAACUUCUCGGAAAUGCGUUGGCAAUUGCCUAUCCCAAUUUAUUAUUACUUCCUGUAUGUAAAACUUUGAGCGGAACAAAUCCCAUUGAAAGGUGAUUUUGAGAGUACUAGAGCCAUACAAGAAUACGAAUAAAUUCUUCGAUUCCCAUAUCUACCGGUUCACACUCAAUGAUAAAAUAAACUUGAUUAUAAAAACAUAUUCUCAGCAAACUUUCUAAUAUCAAAAUCAUUUCACUCUAUAUACCGCCAAUAUUAUGAUUCAGUGGAGAAAUUGACUUCACGAAAACAUGAUCUCACAAAACUAGUACAACAUGAACAUUGACUACAACCGAAAUUUCGACCGUCAUAAACACGAACUACAUAAAUUCUUUAUCUAUCUGUUGUAUAUCAUGUGCAUAACAUUUCUUUAUAACUUACAGUUGCCACAUGCAGUGACAAGUUGAAAAAUCAAGAUGAGACUGAUAUCGAUUGUGGCGGUCCCUGUACAGCACAGGGAAAGUAUUGCAGCAAUGGAAAGGUGUGUAACCAACAUAAAGAUUGCAAAACAGGUGUCUGCACAAAAGGUCGAUGUACUGGUAGGUAUCUUUUUCUGUCUAUAACAAUUUAACACUCGUCUUCCUCCUAUAGGCGCAACCUGUAAUAAUCGUAAGAAGGACCCAGGAGAGACCGAUGUCGACUGUGGAGGUCCAUGUGUAGCAGAAGGAAAGAAGUGU